CUGAGCUCCAUGUGGGACAUCAGCUUCUUGCGCAAACCCACUCGUAGACUGGCUGGUCUAACAGUGUUCAUAUUUUUCAUGAGAUUUUUUGUACUUAUCAACCCAUUGAUGCAUAGUAUGGGACUGCUAGUUAUAAACAGCGCCCUUUUGGAGUAGCUACGCGGGCUACACAACGACGUCAUUUGUUGUAUUGGCCGACAUGUCUGGUGUGGACCUUUACAAGGACGCUUUAGCACUAAGGUUUUUGUUUGGCGGUCUUGGAUCUCUCGUUGGUCCACUAAUUGUAGGUUGGUUGCUGGAUAUAACCGGAGACACAAGACUUUCCUUCUACUUCAUGGGUAUUUCCUGCAUGCUUUGUGUCGUCAUCCUAUGUGGGCUCCUAUAUUGGCUAACAAGAAAGACAGACGUACAAAGCAUCGCCUUAGUCGAACUACAAGGAGACGGAGAGUCGAACAUUAGCGAGCAGGAAUUGGUGGAGGCCGAGCAUGAAUGGGUCGAUAUACUCGAUGAUCCUAUUAUCACUCACAUGUGAGAGCCUCGCGUCGAUUUUCAACUACAACCGCAACGCCCGUAGCGGAAAGUAAACGCUGCUAUCACCACAGCAUGCGACCUAGCUACCGAGAUGCCAGCGUCGCUUGUAUCAGUUGACGGCAACGUCUUCAGCGAUAGCUACAGACUCAAACGCAACACUUUUAACAUCGUUACACUGAGUUUCUCUGUAUACGAUAAGAUAAAGUGAUCCGCUGCACCAAGACUUUGUGUGUGAUGGCUAAGCUGGUGGACCACGCGCUUCUGCUGUGGGCAUCAGCAGUGAAUGAGACAAAGGACUGGACCUGAAGCAGCCGGAAGACUACCUCGGUUAUAGUCAGCUCCACACAGAUGCCGUGCUCUAGCUGUCACUAUAUCUCGUGUAUGGGAUACCGACACGUAUAGGAAUAUAAAAUAACCAAUAUACCAACGUUAGUUGAUUUUUAUUGAAAUGCGCCUGGAAACGGGUCAAUUCGCCAAUCAGGAAGCGGGUCUUUUUAUUUACCUUGACUAGGUGUGUCGUAAAGAUAUCGAUGGUUAUAAAGGACUGACGCGAUGCAGAUUUGAAAGUCUUUCACAAGGUAAGAGAUUUGUAUACGUUAAUCAUGCACUAGGCGAGAGUUGCCUGCUACGCACGUAACGUACACAUGAUGCAUUAUAUGAUGUGAUAUAUGUGAUGGAGCACAA
Priapulus caudatus is the source of this 1215-nucleotide messenger RNA. Its product is annotated as monocarboxylate transporter 9-like. Lineage: Eukaryota; Metazoa; Priapulida; Priapulimorpha; Priapulimorphida; Priapulidae. The transcript is spliced from 3 exons. Gene Ontology annotation, biological process: transmembrane transport. The record is from RefSeq and is a predicted model, not a curated record. The coding region runs from base 200 to 532 and encodes 110 amino acids. Gene Ontology annotation, molecular function: transmembrane transporter activity.